GUUUAGUCAGACGGCGAAUGCAGCCAUACAAUCAAUGCUUGUGCAAACUAUUCAAACCGCAUUAAGUAGUCAGCCAUAUUGGGUGACGAUGGUAAAACAUUCAAACCAAAGCAAGUAGUCAGCCACACAACACAACCGCGUCGACAGUAAAAAUUUGUUCUGAAGUAUACCUGUUUCAAAAGAACUGAAAUGAUACACGGGGAUAAUCAGAAAUUUGACCCGGAAAUAGAUCACAUGUAUAUGCCAAGUAAAUGGUCUAAGCGGCACCAAUGCGAACAAAUAUUUUUGACGUACUUAACCAAAGAAUCCAGUGACCUACGGGAUGUAUUGAAAGACUGGGUAGAGGUCGUGCGAUAUGGAAAGGGUCAAAAACAAAUCUUUGAAAUUUUACGGGACCCGGAAGUGAAGGAAGAUGCCCCAAUUAUGAUCUUCUUGCACGGUGGAUACUGGGUCGAAUCAGAUCGGGAGAUAUACCUUAUUUGUGCCGAACCUGCAGCCAAAAGAGGAUUUAUAGGAAUCAUUGUGGGGUAUGAUCAAGCACCAGACGUUUCUCUGACCACAAUUGUCAACGAAAUUCGAGAUGCUUAUUUGUUUCUAUCAAGAAGAUAUACAAAAUGCCCCAGUAUUACUUUAUUGGGUCAUUCAGCUGGAGGUCAUUUGGGGUCAAUGCUCAUGGCUACAAACUGGAAAGAGUAUAAUACGUCUGGAGAAAAAUUAAUUCCAAUUAAAAGACUUGUAUCUUUGGCUCCGGUACUUGACUUGAGGCCAGUCGUUCAUAUUAGCUACAAUUCAUAUCUACAUUUGACAGACGACGAAAUUACAAACUUGAGUCCACUUCAACAAAUUGAAAAUUCUGUUCAUAACAUGAAAAUAUUUGGAACUAAAGUGCUAUCUGUGGUUGGAGAACAUGACCCACCAGUGUUAAAAAAGAAGUCCGGAGAAUAUGCCGAAGCUUUAAAGAAAAAUUCAAUCGACUCCAAAUACUUCGAAAUACCAGGCCUUGAUCACUUUGAGCCAAUAGAACAGAUAAGAGAACCUGAUUCAUUUCUUGCCAAGUGCUUAUUUGACGAAGACGGACCCUUGUGAAGAUAACUUCGAAAUUUGUAAUGAUGCAUGUACAAUAUUGCUGUAAAUUUAGGGCUCAGGCAAUUUACAAGACUCAUAUUACAAUAAAAUAUUUCUCAGGGGGAGAAGACACAACAUUCAAAGUCCAAAAGUGAUUUUAUGAAUUCCAUUUUAAUUUGUUCUAGAGUUAUGCAAUUCUCAAAGAGUGAUAACUGAUUUGGGUGCUUUCUAUGCAUUUAUGAAUAUUCAAUCAUAUUCGAGAAUGAGAACUUUAUACAAAUCGAAGUUUUUGAUACUAUUACCCUCUUCAAAAUGAUCAUAUUGAAGUUCUAGUUAGCAAUAAAUAUUUUAAUCGGA
Styela clava is the source of this 1422-nucleotide messenger RNA. Its product is annotated as kynurenine formamidase-like. The record is from RefSeq and is a predicted model, not a curated record. Gene Ontology annotation, molecular function: hydrolase activity. NCBI's taxonomy places the organism in Eukaryota, Metazoa, Chordata, Ascidiacea, Stolidobranchia, Styelidae.